CAAGUUAGAAUUCAGGGUUAUGGCUAGCGAAGUAGAUAGGAAUAGUCGAGAGAAGAUAUCUGCCCAGCUUUAGUACUGAUUAAGGCUUAUUAUAAAUAUAAAAGCUUUGGGUUGUUUACCUGGGAACUGAAUGAUCUAAGGUAGGGUAGUGUAGUGGCUAUUCCUGGUUGUCAACUUGACAAUAUUUGGAAUGAACUACAAUUCGGAAUUGGAAGGCUCACCAGUGACCCUUAUCUGGAGGCUUGGAGAUCCUUAUCUGGAUCUUGGUAUGGAGAUCUUGAGCCAUAGUGGCUAUGGAUUCCAGAAGAUUGAAUCUCCGAGUUUAAGGAACACACCUUUAAUCUGGGCUACGCCUUUCAUCUGGGAUUAAAGGUGUGGUGGAACACACCUUUAAUCUGGGCUCCACCUUCUGCUGGAGACAAUAUAAGGACAUUGGAAGAAGGGAGUCUAGCUCUUGCUCUUGCUCCUUCGCCUGCUUGCUGCGUGAGACUGAGUAACUGCUAGAUCCUUGGACUUCCAUUCACAGCUGCGACUGAACCAUUGUUGGGAAUUGGGCUGCCAACUGUAAGUCAUCAAUAAAUUCCUUUACUAUUUAGAAAUUAUCCAUAAGUUCUGUGACUCUAGAGAACCCUGACUAAUACAGAAGUUGGUACCAGGAGUGGUUCUAGAGUAACAGAAGUACAAGGAUGAAUCUUUUAAAAUACUGGAAUUGGCUUGUUGAUCCACCAGCACUUUCAAAUAUUGAAACCUCUCCAGAUUCUCUCCCUCCUGGGAGCUCAGAGAAUUUUGAAGACCCAUGGUUGAAACUAUAUUCCGAACUUAAAGAAGCUAAUGCCCUUGAUUUUCUUAAUGAAUUAGGUGAUUCAGUGCACAAAGCUUUCUACAAGAUGGGGAAAAAAUCGAAAAAUGAUUUUACUGGCUGGCUGCUCUACCACUUGGACCAUAUGACCCAGCAGAUCCGAUGGUACUUGAGGUGUCUGUGGCUGAUAGAGAUGCUGUUUGGAGCCUCUGGCAGGCCCCUGUAGGUGAAUCACAGAAAAGGCCUUUGGGAUUUUGGAGCAAAGCUCUACCAUCAUCUGCAGACAACUAUUCUCCCUUUGAAAAACAGCUCUUGGCCUGCUAUUGGGCCUUAGUGGAAACUGAACGUCUGACAAUAGGACACCAAGUCACUAUGCGACCUGAACUACCCAUCAUGAGCUGGGUACUAUCAGACCCUGCAAGUCAUAAAGUGGGACGUGCACAGCAGCAGUCUAUUAUCAAAUGGAAGUGGUAUAUACGUGAUCGGGCCAGAGCAGGUCCUGAAGGCACAAGCAAGUUACAUGAAGAAGUUGCUCAAAUGCCUAUGGUUUCUACUCCUGUUACAAUGCCAUCUGCUGCCAAGCAUGCACCUAUAGCCUCAUGGGGUGUUCCCUAUGAUCAACUGACCGAAGAGGAGAAGACUAGAGCCUGGUUUACUGAUGGCUCUGCACGUUAUGCAGGCACCACCCAGAAGUGGACAGCUGCAGCAUUACAACCCCUUUCUGGGACAACCUUGAAAGACACAGGUGAAGGGAAAUCUUCACAGUGGGCAGAACUUCGGGCAGUACACAUGGUAUUACAGUUUGUUUGCAAGAAGAAAUGGCCAGAUGUACGAUUAUACACUGACUCAUGGGCUGUAGCCAAUGGAUUGGCUGGAUGGUCAGGGACUUGGAAAGAUCACAAUUGGAAAAUUGGUGAGAAAGACAUCUGGGGAAGAAGUAUGUGGAUAGAUCUCUCCAAAUGGGCAAAGGAUGUGAAGAUAUUUGUGUCCCAUGUAAAUGCUCACCAAAAGGUGACUUCAGCUGAGGAGGAGUUCAAUAAUCAAGUGGAUAAGAUGACCCGUUCUGUGGACAAUCAGCCUCUCUCCCCAGCCAUCCCUGUCAUUGCUCAAUGGGCACAUGAACAAAGUGGCCAUGGUGGUCGAGAUGGAGGUUAUGCUUGGGCUCAGCAACAUGGGCUUCCACUCACCAAGGCUGACCUGGCUACAGCUGCUGCUGAUUGCCAGAUCUGCCAACAGCAGAAACCAACACUGAGCCCCAGAUAUGGCACCAUUCCUCGAGGUGACCAGCCAGCAACCUGGUGGCAGGUUGACUACAUUGGACCACUUCCUUCGUGGAAAGGACAGCGUUUUGUUCUUACUGGAGUAGAUACUUAUUCUGGUUAUGGAUUUGCCUUUCCUGCACGUAAUGCCUCUGCUAAAACCACCAUUCACGGACUGACAGAAUGCCUCAUCUAUCGUCAUGGUAUUCCACACAGUAUUGCUUCUGACCAAGGAACUCAUUUCACAGCCAGAGAAGUACGACAGUGGGCUCACGAUCAUGGAAUUCACUGGUCUUACCACAUUCCCCAUCAUCCUGAAGCAGCUGGGCUGAUAGAAAGAUGGAAUGGCCUUUUGAAGACGCAGUUACAGCGCCAAUUAGGUGGUAACAGCUUGAAAGGCUGGGGCAGAGUUCUUCAGAAGGCAGUAUAUGCUUUGAAUCAGCGCUCAAUAUAUGGUACAGUUUCACCCAUAGCCAGGAUUCAUGGGUCCAGGAAUCAAGGGGUGGAAAACGGAAUAGUUCCACUUACUAUCACUCCUAGUGACCCUCUAGGAAAAUUUUUGCUUCCUGUCCCCAUAACUCUAGGUUCUGCUGGCUUAGAAGUUUUGGCUCCAGAGAGGGGAGUGCUCCUACCAGGAGCUACAACAAACAUUUCAUUGAACUGGAAGCUCAGACUUCCCCCUGGUCAUUUUGGGCUUCUAAUGCCCUUAAACCAACAGGCUAAAAAAGGAAUAACAGUGUUAGGAGGGGUGAUAGAUCCAGAUUACCAUGGGGAAAUUGGAUUACCUCUUCACAAUGGUGGUAAGCAAGAUUAUGUCUGGAGUGCAGGAGAUCCCUUAGGGCGUCUCUUAGUACUACCAUGUCCUGUGAUUAAAGUCAAUGGGAAACUACAACAGCCUAAUCCAAGCAGGAUGACAAAGGACGCAGACCCAUCAGGAAUGAAGGUAUGGGUCAAUCCUCCAGGAAAAGAGCCAAGACCUGCUGAGGUGCUGGCUGAAGGUGAAGGAAAUACAGAAUGGGUAGUAGAGGAAGGUAGUUAUAAAUACCAAUUAAGGCCACGUAACCAGUUGCAGAAACGAGGAUUAUAAAGUAAUAUGAAUGCCCAUUGUAAAUUUACUAAUGCGUUUGCGAUUGUACGAGGGAUAGUUAUAUCAUGUUAGGCGUAUUUACAACCUUGUUAUUGUUUCAUGUGAACAUGAGAUAUUAUUUGUGUCAAGUUGACAAGGGGUGGAUUGUAGUGGCUAUUCCUGGUUGUCAACUUGACAAUAUUUGGAAUGAACUACAAUUCGGAAUUGGAAGGCUCACCAGUGACCCUUAUCUGGAGGCUUGGAGAUCCUUAUCUGGAUCUUGGUAUGGAGAUCUUGAGCCAUAGUGGCUAUGGAUUCCAGAAGAUUGAAUCUCCGAGUUUAAGGAACACACCUUUAAUCUGGGCUACGCCUUUCAUCUGGGAUUAAAGGUGUGGUGGAACACACCUUUAAUCUGGGCUCCACCUUCUGCUGGAGACAAUAUAAGGACAUUGGAAGAAGGGAGUCUAGCUCUUGCUCUUGCUCCUUCGCCUGCUUGCUGCGUGAGACUGAGUAACUGCUAGAUCCUUGGACUUCCAUUCACAGCUGCGACUGAACCAUUGUUGGGAAUUGGGCUGCCAACUGUAAGUCAUCAAUAAAUUCCUUUACUAUUUAGAAAUUAUCCAUAAGUUCUGUGACUCUAGAGAACCCUGACUAAUACAGGUAGAAACCCCUGAGUGAGAUUAGAUAAUUAAUACAACAGUAAAUAAACACACAACACACACACACACACACACACACACACACACACACACACACACACACUGUAUUUUAAAGGUUCAAGGGGAUAGAGAGAUGGUAAGUGGUUAAGACCAUGUAUUGCUCUUGUAGAAGACUCAGGUUUGGUCCUCACAUCCAUGGCUUAUAACCACCUGUAACUCCAGCUCCAGGAGGUCAGACCUGAUGCUGUUUUGACCUCUGAGGGCACCCUUACAUACUCAUCUAUGCACACAUGCACACACGCACACACAAAUAAAUAAUUAAAUGAAGCGGAAAAAUGAUUCCUAAAAAUGAUCCAAAACUGCUCUAUUACGCCCUUGGCCUUGAUUCCACAUUGAGGAGGCUUCUGUGGCUUGUUCUAUUGGCUCACACUCUACUCGGUUUAUUGGGUGCCUGGAAUUCCCAGGCUUCAUUUCUCAGGACUAUGGAUUACUUAACAUUUGUCUCUCUUGACACUGUCAGCCAUGAAGGCCACUCACCGGGCUACUGACUUCUGUAGGAGGGGAGCCACUUCGUUUGCAAUCUCACCCCCCCCCCCCCCCCCGCACUGCCUUUUGAUACUGUCAUUACGCUCUCAGUCACCAGUAGUCACUUUGCUUCAAUGAGUAAACCAGGAGACCUCGGGCCUAACACACUGAGCCAGGUCACCCUUUCCAUGAGGGAGGGAGGGAGGGGGGGGCAGAGGGAGAGAGCGCCAGUGGGUGUAUAGGGAAGGCUGGUGUGGGGAGUUUGCAGUCUAAUCCUGGCAUGGAGCAGGAUUCAGGAAGGAAGCAGACAGAAGCAGGACAGCAGAUAAGUCCCUGUACACAAGAGUUCUGUGUGUACACUUAAACAUGGGUGUGUGUGAUCUUGGAGAUCCACUUCCGCCCAAACAACAAUGCCUGGUUCCGAAAGAGGAUCUGGGCUUGGUUCUUUCUUGGUGCGAUUUAUCUGCUGCAUGUUUUCCAACACCAGUGGCCCAGGAUACAGAUGGUUAAGAAUGCCAUUUAGUCACAUGCCAGGCCAUGGCAAGCAUCACAUUUCCUCAUUUAAACUCCUAGGCAAUCUUCUGGACAGGCCCUAUAAUACCCCAGGCCACAUAUGAAUAUAUUAAAAAUAAAAAAAGCCAGUUACUAAGUAGCUAAGCUCCACCAUAGGUUGGAUUGUUGGGAAGCUGGCACUGGCAUCCAAGGGUUCUAAACCAAAUGACCUCUAAAUGCCCUCUGUGCUGGGCACCUGCUCUCCAGGCGCUUACAACACUUCUCUGAAUUGCUCAGGUAAGAGAUACACUUCCUGCGAUUUUCUAUUGAGAAGCUGAUUGGGCUCAGUGAAGAGCCUGCUGGCACAUGAGCGAAGAGGAAAGGUUAAGAUACCCGCCUGGAAGUCCCUUGAGGUUUCAUUUUGCAGAUGCCCAUUCUAUCCACAUGCCUAGAGAACAAUCUAGAAUGCCACAGCUAGCUGGGGGUAACCUCAACACUGCCCCCCAUGUUCCCUGGGAGCCCUACAGGCAGAAGUCUAGCAAGUGGAGGCGGGGAAGGAAUUAUUUGCCAGCAACUGCUUUGGCAAGGUGACAGUAGUGAAGCAAGUGUGACAGUAUGUGUUCCAUUGCUGGCACUGGCGGGCUAGGAGGGGCCUGCUCACCUCGGCUGCCUCACCUCUCACGGUCAGCAGCAGUGAGCCCAUGGCUGAAGCGGUCUCAGUGGCACUGUGGCACAGAGAAAUAAUGCAAAUGUACUUUGGAGUCUGGCCAGGCAGCAAGCAUAGCCUGCAGGGCCCACGAUGCCCACGGAGACUUGGGAUGCUUGCAACGAGAGCUUCUUGUGCUCACAGCUCCACAUAUAUCCACAGUUUCAGGGCUGGGCCUCAGCCAUGGGUGCCAAUGUUCAAGCUAUGGGAGGGACAGAAUCUAAGACAGGAAUCUGACACCCCCCAAACCUCAGUGAUUUCACCCUGGCCACAGCUGAAUCCAAUUAUCCAACUGAUAUCUUCCUCCCUCUCUCACUCACUCUCCCCCCUCCCCCUCUGUGCCUCCCCCCCCCCCUGCUUUUCAGAGACCCAGAGGUUGUGAAUUUGGCUAAGCUUUCUGGAUAGUGAGUUUCAGGGACUCACCUGUUUUCACCCCCUGCCCAGCAAUGGUUUAAUAAAUGCAUACAGCAGGACUCAGCUUUUAUGUAAGCGCUAGAGAUCUGAACUCAGGAAGGCCCUCAUGCGAGGGGACAGCCAUUUUCCCUGCCCUUGAUGCCCCUAUCUUAAUUAACAGUUAUGUUUAAGCCAGUCAAACCUGGCUGGCCCUUCACGAAACAGAUGAGUGGAGAAUCGCUCAGUCAGGUCGGGUUAAGGUUUCCGGGAAAGACUUGCUCUCUGUUUGAUAAGCAGAGUACCAAGGUGGAGGGAAAUCCUUUGUCCCAGAUGUCCAAAGCAGACACCAAGGACUCAAAUCCACACUUCCGUAUCUUAUUCCAGCCUGUGAGCCAAUCAGACUCUUACAAAAGAACUGGGUGGUUGGAAAGCCCGAUUAGCUUCCCAGGCUAGCCCACAAAGUUCCAUUAAAUCUCCUGGGGCUUAGCUGUGUGUUCUUUGCUGUGCAUCCUUAGUUGGUUAUGAAACCUCUCUGGGCUUCGGCUUCCCUAUGUGUCAGAGGGUCACAGUGAGAACUAUAUGAGAUCAUCUCCAGCAGCAUGCAGCACUCCUAGAAGACAGGCACUAUAUACAAUUGAGAUAACAGUGCCAGCAAAACACUGUUUCUACAGCAGGGCUUCUCUAUGCCAGAGCCAGUGAGUGACAUUUGGCAGCUGUCCUAUAAUGUUUAGCAGCAUUUCCCGCCUCUACCCACAAGAUGCCCCCAACACACCCCACUUUCCAGAUACUUCAGCAACCCCAAUGAGGACCUUGGUUUUCCAGGAAAAGACCCAAGUCUCAGGAGCCUUAUGAGGCCCUGCUUAGGAGCCAGGGACUUUUCUCCUUCUCACUUGGCCAGGUACCCCUAACUCCUGCUUGCAGAGGAAUCCAAUGAGUGUCACUACAGUGGCUGAUGAGAGAGUGAGGCUCCCCAUCUCCAUCCUAGUCACCUGCAGCCGGAACAUGGCCACCCCCACAGGUAGCCCCCUCUAGGCUCUUAAUUCCCCUUCAACAACAAGGGGCAGGAGAGCCACCUGUGCACAUUAUGGGGCCCCAGGCAGAGCAAAGGUGUCCAGCAGAUCACAGACAGCGGUGUGGGCACCAACUGGACACAUAGACAAAAUAGACUGGAUUUGUCCCCGAGCUUCCCGGAUGCUGUGAGCUUGAAUAUUUGCCCCUCUCUAUGUUCUCUUGGAUGCCCUCCUGACCUGUAUCUCUCCAUUUUACCCACGGAUCUGUCAAACAAUGGUGGGCCAGACACCCACUCUAUAUCUAGCCCCUAUAUUAGAUAUCUAAAAACAUUCUUUUGAAGUGAUUCAUUUUCAAGAGGGGACCAAGGAAGAACUUAACUAAAUAAAUAUAAGAAAAGGCAUAGUGGGAAAGGUUCAUAUAUUCAACUGAAAAAAAAAAAGCAAUGUAUGUUCAUACACGUAGCCAGGAACUCACAAGAGCCAUAUACAGUAUGCUCAGGGGAGACGGAAUGCAACACAAGUCCUUAACAUUUCCAACAAAUGAACUGCACACGUUGAUGUUUAAAGGGGAGGAGAAGUCAGUCUGCAGAAAUUCCACUCCAGCCCCAUCGCAUCCCCAGGCUGACCCAGCCCUCCAAGGACGAGUGGGCCAGAGAGCUUGCUCUGUACAAGGGCUCAUGUUCUCAACGAGCAAGCCUGACCUUAACUCAAUCCAACCAAGUUUUCUUCUUGCAAUUCCUGGGCACUCUCUCUGCUUCCUUUGUUCCUCUCUGGGGAACGGAGCCUGACACUAGAAGCCACUUAAAAGCCACACCCUUCCACCAACACACAAUUGUGUAGACAGACAGGGUCUGUGCAGAGGGCAAAGAGGCACACCGUGGGCUGUCAUUCAUCUUUAAAAAAAACAAACAAACCACCCAGCCAAGCUAAGAAAUAUUCAAACCAUCCGAAGGUGAACCGCAAAGCCAAGCUAGGGUACUAUAUCAUACACAUCUGCUGGUGAGGCAAACUGUCCAGAACAGAUCAGCAGUCAUUACACCCGGCCUGGCAGCUGGGGGAGGAAUGGGCACACAAAUUAUCUGGACAGCCAUUUGUUUAGAGAAGCUUUGCAAAUGGCGAGUGGGCAAGCAAUUCUUAUGUGGCAAACACAAGCAGUAUCAUUGAACCCCAGAUGACAUCUCAGAAUUGUAACCACCGAAUUAACCUACCAUGGCUUCAUACUUCUUUUUCUGCUAUGAGACCUGACAGUUGAAUGGGUGGCGUAGGAUCCGUGAAAAUUUUGGGCAGUCUUGUGGAGCCCGGGGACUGAGCCGAAAAUGGCCUGGUUAGUUUGUCUCUGACCCUGUCAUACACCCAAUGCUAACCAGCCGGAAAAAAAGACUUGGGAUUACAAUUUCUUGAACACUAGAGGAUAAAUAGGGCCUCCCGGACAUAAAAGGGAGCACACACCCGCGGAGGUUGGUGGGUGAAAUCUUGGCUCUUGAACCCUUUCGGAUGAGCCUAGCUCAGCGCUCCACAGCUCUGGCUUCAGCACAAACUUCUAGCUUCUGAGGUGAAUGAAACUGGCUUGUUAAAGGGCAGAGCCAGGAAUGGAGUCUCUCAAACUCAGCAGCAACCCCCACGAUCUUUAAUUAACAACACGGGCCUUGGCCAGCACAGUACCUCACUCGACCCCUCAACACAGUGCAAAAUGGGAGUUCGAAGACGCUGUGAUCUGAGCUUUGUUUCUGCACUGGAUGCUCGCGAAAUUUCUGCCAGGCGGGCCCGGCCACGAUGCCACAGCCUCAGGCCGCGGUUUGAUCGGGAGAGGGCGUUCCACCCCCAGCCUACAUCAAUCUGAGUGAGCAGUCGACGUGGGCAAUUCGGCCCUUAAGAAGCUCAUCCAUCGGUCUCAAAACUGCUUACCCGCACCAGUAUUCAGCGGUAAAAUUAACCAGAAAACCUCGAAGACCGAGCUUACUGUACGGUGGGGAGGCUGGGACCUCUUAGCUUUCUAUCCCUCUCUGGUUUCAAGGGCUGUUGUAGAUGUGGAUUUUUUUAAAAAUGAAAGUCCCUCAUUUAAAUGAUAUUAAUAAAAUAAUAUCAGUCAGCACGCUUAUAAUAAAAUACAUUAGAGGCAUCUCUCUCUCUCUCUCUCUGGAUGGCUAUGGUUGCCAGUGCCAAGAGAAUGAUGCUCGCAUCAGGGAUGAGGGGCCCCUUCCUCGUGUCUUCCAGGCACUAUCAGAC
Mus musculus (house mouse) is the source of this 9135-nucleotide messenger RNA. RefSeq names its product predicted gene, 53648. NCBI's taxonomy places the organism in Eukaryota, Metazoa, Chordata, Mammalia, Rodentia, Muridae. The record is from RefSeq and is a predicted model, not a curated record. Bases 962 to 3145 code for a protein of 727 amino acids. The transcript is spliced from 2 exons.